AACCUACUCAAAUGGAUAACCUGAUUAAGCGGUAAAUCGAGCCUAGUAGAUGAACGCGUUGUACUUACUAUUAAUUAUUUUUUAUAAAGUGUAGUAGUUAGACGUGUUGGGCCGCAAUAAUUUAGGCCUAUUUUGUAAAAUUUGUACUUCGUUUAGUUACGAUUUUAUUGGCUUUACAAAAUGGAAUGGCACAGCAACGUUGAACAGGAAAGGGAGGAAUACAUAUCUCCUGGAAACGUUCAACAAUUUCGUAAGCAUAAAUCGAAUUAUUCCAUGGGCAGCAUUCCCAGCAUGGCGGGUAACAUGAUGUCGAACACAUUGGGUUUUUCUGAUGUAGAAUUAAGUCCUAAGAGACGGAAGAAAAUGAAAAAAUUGAGGAUGUCAGACUUCAACAGCUUAUCGAUAACAAUCAACCCUGAUGAACUGUCCGGCCUAUUGGACACUACAAUGUCAACAAUGAUGACCACUAUAGUGAAUUACUCAUCGGAUAAUUUGUUCCUCCAGUUUCAAACAAUAUUUCAAACCCAGGGGGACACACAGCAAGUGUUUGAUGUAAUAUCUAAUUUCAUUGAAGUAUGUACAACAACUAUUGAAUCAAUAUCAUCAGGAAGAGGGUUCACAGAUCAACAAGGAAACGAUAUAUCAUGGCUAGUUCAAGAGAGAAAUACUUGGAGAUUACUUUUUGCUCUAUACAAAAAUAGGACUACCUAUCAGGAUGAAUUUAAUGAAAAUGUUAAUAUGGGAUUUAAUAGUCCGUUAAGUGAAAAAGAUAUAAUUUUAAAUUAUUAUCAAAAUAACAGUUCCAUUAGAGAGGCCCAACUUGUCAUCGAUUGGCUGGAAAGGAAUGCCAGAGAUGAAUGGGAAUUAUUAGAUAGAGAUGAUAUUGCACAUUAUACUGAUAUGACGGUUGCUUGGGAAAAUACACUUUAUCAAUUGCAAACGUCGAAUAUUGCCUAUAAGAGCACGAGGGAAAUUGUUUCAAGCCUUGACCCAGAUGCUCCUCUCAGGGAAAACAAACCUUUACACGAUUUAGAUAUGGAUGAUGAGAAACGCCUUUUAAAACAGGUAUUUUUUGAAAUUCGGCGAGGCCAAUUAGACAAAGCGCAAAAGCUUUGUAUUCACUGUGGUCAAGCAUGGAGGGCAUCUACUCUAGACGGUUGGAGAUUGUUCCAUGAUCCAAAUUAUUUAAAACAAGAUAACAAUGAGAAACUUCCUGUCGAAGGAAACCCUUUGAGGGACAUUUGGAAAUUGUGUGCUUGGAGGAUGUGUGAAGAUCCUCGAGUGUCUGAAGAUGACAAGGCGAUUAUGGGUUCUUUGUGUGGCCAUUUGGAUUCAGUUUUGCCGCACUGUACCAGCUGGGAAGAUAAAUUGUGGGCAUAUACUCGAACAGCCGUCGACAUUUUAGUCGAAAGAGAAAUUAGAGACAAUUCGUUUAAAGAUUACAUAGAUAUGCCUGUGCAGUAUUGGGGUUAUUUGAAAACAAUGGAAGGGAUUCUCAAAGAAAUUGGAAAUACCGGUGAAGGUAGUCGGCCUGAUAGGAUAAUACAGGAAAUGAUAAUACUCGGAUCACCGGGAGAGUUACUUGUCAAAUGUUCCAAAUGGUUGGAGGAACAGUGCCAACCUCAGUUUUUACGUUUCAUCACACAUUUGGUACUCAUUUUAAGACUCCUCGGAUAUUCCACUCCUGAGAAUUUGGGCGAUAAUGUCAUCAAAGCGUAUGUCAACGCUCUGAUACCAGAAGGAAAUGUGGAUUCAAUCGCGUACUACUGUUCUCUUUUACCCGAAGAAGAUCAAAUUGAACAGUACGCGCAAUUCAUGGAAACGGUCACAGAUUACGGUGAAAGGCAAGAGUGCUUAACUGCAGCCGAAAAAUACGAAAUGAACGUACCAAUUAUAACGGAAAAAGUUGUAAAGAGUAUAAGGAGUCGCAAGCAAGAUGUGGAACUCAGCGAAUCGUUAGCCCACGAAGCGACUCAAGAAGACAUGAACAAGAUAUCAGCGUUGGAUUGGAUGAUAUUUUAUCCGCAGCAAAGAGCCGAGGCUUUAUGGGAGUGCAAUGCGUUAAUAAGGGAAUUCAUUGCUCUCAAAAAGCUUUCUACAGCGAGAAAGGCUUUCAACAAGAUUCCUGAAGGAUCGCCAGAAUUAAUCAUGGAGCAAUAUAGAUGUGAGGUGGAUGACCAGGGUAGAGUUACAAGACAUAAUUUGCCUCCGAAAGUGGAUUCAUCUCUUAAAGAAUAUCUUUGUUACAAGGCUUAUCUAGAUGCACAAGAAGGCUUCAUCCACUGGUUUGAACAGUUCCAUAAUUCUAAACCAAAUCCACCUGUGAGUCAGGUGAGGAAAAAUUUUUCAGAAACAGUAGCAUACGAGCACAAGUUAAAAAGAUAUCAUGAAGAUUUGGCAAUUUGGAAUGAUCGUAUGGCACAUGAAACCAAGAUCGUGAAAGCACAGUUGUACAAUGUUCUUUUGUUUCCUGAUGGUGGGUGGUUGGUGGACACAUUGUUGGAUGACGAACCUAGGAAAUCACAUUUACAGUGUCUAAGAAAACUUUGCAUACCACAGGUAUUCAUGCUACUCUAUAAAGUUCUGGAUAGUAUGGGAUUGCAUGAUGAAGUAAUGGAUAUAGUUUCUCUAAUUAUUGAUGAGAGUCAUCAACACUAUAAGUCAUUUUCAAAAGAGAACUUGGAUGAGUUCAUUAAAAAACUAGUCGGCACUUCGAUCAGCCUGAUACAGUUUGGCAAAGAUCCUUUUGGAGAAAAAGUCGAGAAAUCCGACAUUUCAGCACUGCCCAUCUUGACGUCUGGCACCGCUUGUAAGGAACGAGUCCUUCAGGGAAAUACAUUCCUUAAAGAAUAUGUCGGGAAAAUCAAUAAAGAAGAAAAAGACCGAUGGGAACCACCAGAGGAUGCUGAUAUGAUGGAAAAUGAAGACGAAAAAAAGUUGUCCCAGGAAGCAAGCGAAUUAACAGAGGAUGAAUCGAGUGAUCAGAGUGAAUUUGAGUCAUUUGAAUAAGAACACAUAAGUCAGAUAAUUUUAAAAUGAUUUGUAUAGGUUGAAUUUUUACCGUAUUUAAUAAUUAGUUAUUGUUUUUAAACAAGUAUAACAUGAUUGUUUUCUCUUUUUUCUGUAGAAGAUUUCAGAAUGUUUUCUUCUGGAUAUAUGGUUCCAGUUGAGAUAUGUCAUGAUGGCAUCUACUAAAUGUAAUAUAUUUUUCAACUUUUCA
Molecule: messenger RNA, 3220 nt
Organism: Cimex lectularius (bed bug)
Lineage: Eukaryota; Metazoa; Arthropoda; Insecta; Hemiptera; Cimicidae
Gene: Nup107
Product: nuclear pore complex protein Nup107
Exons: 15
Coding region: 181-3009 (942 amino acids)
Biological process (GO): regulation of DNA-templated transcription; post-transcriptional tethering of RNA polymerase II gene DNA at nuclear periphery; mRNA export from nucleus
Cellular component (GO): nuclear pore outer ring; nuclear pore
Molecular function (GO): structural constituent of nuclear pore
Source: RefSeq, a predicted model, not a curated record